GUAGAUUAAUAGUGUGUGGUUUGUAUGGCAAUGAUUGAGCGGUGCAGUGAGUUUAUAAAUGGGUUGUAAAAGUAAAACAUUUUCUUAGUUACUAACAGCCUUCAGCCCCCAAUUAAUGGCUUGCAAAGGCAUCCUCGUCCUGUAUACAUUCUGCCUGAUUGUGAUCUUCUUCUCCAUGUUUAUUUUCUCGCACUCUUUAACCACUUCCUCACUUAACCAGGGCCAUGUCCUCAAUGCUACAGAUCUCCUUGUUUCAAGAAACGGGCUCUUCACCUUAGGAUUCACUGGCAGGUACUUGGUAAUAAACUACACCGCCUUGGACGGAUAUAUGAUUACAAGCCAUCCUCUCUGGAUAGCCAACAGAGACGCACCCAUUGUGGAAGAUUCAGGAGCUCUUACAAUUGAUAAUCUAACUGGAACGCUGAAAAUUGUGCGGAAAGGUGGGAAACCGAUUGAAUUAUUCUCAGGAUAUAAUUCCAACGGAAAUUUAACAGCCGUCUUACUUGACAAUGGAAAUUUUGUGUUGAAAGAAGCCAACUCCAGCAGCAUAUUGUGGCAAAGUUUCGAUUAUCCAACAGAUACCCUUUUGCCAGGCAUGAAAUUGGGGAUCAAUCACAAGACGGGAAAGAAAUGGUUACUUAGAUCAUGGCAAGCUGAAGAUAAUCCAAUUCCUGGAGGUUUUACUCUGGAGUGGGACACUAGUCAACGCCAGAUUGCAGUGAGGCGACGAGGAGUUUUAUUUUGGACCAGCGGAGUAUUGACUCCUGAUAAUAGGUUCCCUAACUUCUUGGAAUUGGAUUCGGUGAAUCAAAAUUAUAAUUUCACUUUUGUAUCGAACCCAGAUGAAGAAUACCUUUUUUAUACGCUCUACGUUGAUGAAGAGACACCUGAAGACCGCAGGAAGUUUUCCAGGUGGUUUCUUGAUUACACAGGGAACAUACAAGAAGAUGCAGGGAGACCUUCCUUGGUGACUUCCGAAUUUUGCGACGGAAGUAACACGAAAUUUGGGUGCAAGCAAUGGGAAUUAGGCCCAGAGUGCAGAAGAAAUCGGGAUCGAUUCGCAGUAAGAGCUGGUUAUUUUACGUCUGCGCUUACUGAUUUUUCAAAUCUCAGCUUUAUUAAUUGCCAAGACUCAUGUUGGAAAGAUUGUGCAUGUACUGGAUUCAUGUCAUCAAAUGGUGGCACUGCUUGCAUACUGUAUAAAGGACCAUUUUAUAACAAAGAUUUACGAGGAGGUGAAUCAAGCUAUUACAUCAUUAUUCCAGGGCCGCCAGAUAAAGCAAUAAAGACAUGGAUAUGGAUUGUAAUUAGUAUACUGAUUGCCCUAAUCCUGGCGUUCAUGAGCGUCUUCUUGUACUUGCGAUGGAAGAGACUUAGAGUAGAAGAGAAGUUUCUGAAAGAGCUGAUGACAGAUGAUAGAGCAACGGAUGUAGAUGAGCUUCAAAACAAUGGAAACAGAGGCCACAAUCUAGAGAUCUAUAAUGUUGCAAAAAUUAUGGCUGCUACCAAUAGCUUCUCAUUGCACAACAAACUUGGAGAAGGUGGUUUUGGACCUGUUUACAAGGGGAGAUUAACUGAAGGACAAGAAAUAGCAGUAAAGAGACUGUCAAGUAAAUCAGGACAAGGGCUACUGGAGUUUAAAAAUGAGCUUAUAGUCAUAGCUAAAUUGCAGCAUAUGAAUCUUGUAAGGCUCCUAGGUUUCUGCAUCCAAGGGGAAGAGAAAAUGUUGGUCUAUGAGUACAUGCCCAAUAAGAGCUUGGAUUCUUUCAUCUUCGGUGAUCAAUCAAGAAGGGAGGUAUUAGAUUGGAGCAGGCGUCUUAACGUCAUUGAAGGAAUAGCUCAAGGUCUUCUUUACCUCCAUAAGUAUUCGAGAUUGAGAAUAAUCCAUAGAGAUUUGAAAGCUAGUAAUAUUUUACUUGACAAAGAUAUGAACCCAAAGAUAUCUGAUUUUGGUUUGGCAAGAAUAUUUAGGCAGAAUGAGUCUGAAGCAAAUACAUGGACCCUUGUUGGAACACGUGGAUACAUGUCGCCAGAGUAUCUCAUGGAGGGCAUUGUCUCUAUCAAAUCUGAUGUUUACAGUUUUGGAGUAUUAGUAUUGGAGAUUAUAAGUGGUAAAAAGAAUCAUAAUGUUUAUCAUCAUGACCGUCCGCUCAACCUUGUGUGUUAUGCAUGGGAAUUGUGGAAAGAGGACUCGUUAUUACAAAUACUUGAACCGGCUAUAAGAGAUUCAGCUUCUGAAGAUCAAGUUUUGAGAUGCAUUCACGUGGGGUUGCUAUGCGUUGAGCGGAGUCCUCGAGAUAGGCCGACCAUGUCAGAUGUUUUAUUUAUGUUAACAAAUGAGGCUCAGCAAUUGCCGGCGCCGAAACAGCCAGCAUUUUAUAUAGGAGAGAACAGUGUCACGAUGAACCCAAGUGAAAGAAACAUGAAAACUGGGUCGAUAAAUGGCAUGUCCGUUUCCGAGAUGGAUGGAAGAUAACCCGACAUAUUUGUAAAAAGGGUGAGAUUGAAGAGGUAGGACGAUAUGAUCUUUCUUAUUUUUUUCCUUUAGAUUCAUGGCCAUGAAGCACUAUAGCUAGAGGCCCCAUAUAUAGCUUGUGGAAUUGCUUGUUAUCAAUUGGCAAGUUACAGUUUAGUAAAAUGUUGCCCUUGCAGCCUGGUCUUUGUGUG
Molecule: messenger RNA, 2667 nt
Organism: Ricinus communis (castor bean)
Lineage: Eukaryota; Viridiplantae; Streptophyta; Magnoliopsida; Malpighiales; Euphorbiaceae
Product: G-type lectin S-receptor-like serine/threonine-protein kinase CES101
Exons: 7
Coding region: 116-2476 (786 amino acids)
Biological process (GO): protein phosphorylation
Molecular function (GO): ATP binding; protein serine/threonine kinase activity
Source: RefSeq, a predicted model, not a curated record